This is a messenger RNA of Capsella rubella, 1235 nucleotides long. Its product is annotated as probable inactive purple acid phosphatase 14. Gene Ontology annotation, cellular component: cytoplasm. NCBI's taxonomy places the organism in Eukaryota, Viridiplantae, Streptophyta, Magnoliopsida, Brassicales, Brassicaceae. The transcript is spliced from 4 exons. The record is from RefSeq and is a predicted model, not a curated record. The coding region runs from base 1 to 1203 and encodes 400 amino acids. Gene Ontology annotation, molecular function: hydrolase activity, acting on ester bonds.
AUGGUUAAAAAUCGGAGUAGACUAGUUUUAUCCUCUGUUUUAAGUGUGUCUUUGAUCUACUUAUGUCUUUCAUGUCACGUUUCUGCCUACCCCUUCGGUAGAAGGCAGCUCCGGUUUAAUACUGAUGGUCGGUUCAAGAUACUGCAAGUGUCAGAUUUGCACUACGGUUUUGGCAAAGAGACGCCAUGCUCCGACGUAUCACCAGCAGAAAUGCCUUACUGCUCCGAUCUCAACACCACCGCCUUUUUACAGAGAACUAUCGCCUCCGAGAAGCCCGAUCUCAUCGUCUUCUCCGGAGACAAUGUGUAUGGACUGUGCGAGACAAGCGGCGUGGCAAAAUCGAUGGAUAGGGCAUUCGCUCCAGCGAUCGAGUCGGGGAUUCCAUGGGUGGCCAUAUUGGGGAAUCACGACCAAGAAUCCGACAUGACAAGAGAAUCACUUAUGAAAUACAUAGUCAAACUCCCAAACUCGUUGUCUCAAGUAAACCCUCCCGAUGCUUGGCUAUACCAAAUCGAUGGUUUCGGGAAUUACAAUCUACAAAUCGAGGGUCCUUUUGGCUCUCCUCUCUUCUUCAAAUCCAUUCUCAAUCUUUAUCUACUCGACGGUGGAGCUUACACGGAUCUCAAGGGAUUUAUUUACAAAUACGACUGGGUCAAAACCUCUCAGCAGAAUUGGUAUGAACACACUUCUAAAUGGCUCGAGAUGGAACACAAGAGGUGGCCAUUCCCCCAGAAUGGUACUGCGCCGGGGCUGGUUUACCUCCACAUUCCCAUGCCGGAGUUUUCGUUGUUCAACAAAUCGACGGAGAUGACUGGAGUGAGACAAGAACCUACAUGUGCUCCACCUAUCAACUCUGGUUUCUUCACAAAACUUGUUGAAAGAGGCGAAGUCAAAGGUGUUUUCAGCGGUCACGACCACGUCAACGACUUCUGUGCUCAACUCCAUGGAAUCAACCUCUGUUACGCUGGCGGUGCCGGGUAUCAUGGGUAUGGAAAGGUUGGUUGGGCUAGGAGAGCAAGGGUGGUCGAAGCUCAGCUUGAGAAGAGUAAGUAUGGACAUUGGGGAGCCGUUGAUACAAUCAAAACUUGGAAACGGCUCGAUGAUGAGAAUCAUUCUUUGAUUGAUACUCAACUUCUCUGGUCCAAGAACACUACGGAUGAUAUAAAUAUUGGGUUUUAUUGCCCUACUAUACCACAGCACUAAAUCAAUGACCGGAGCUUUGUAGAGUGAUAGGU